UGACAGUUUUAUGACUGAAAAUGUGAACUUGUUUAUUUUGUAUUAUUGUACUUUGGCCGGUAUAAGGCGUUUACAAUCUUAUUUUAUUCUUAUCACUAAGAGAACAAAAGUGAAGUCUACAAAUUAAUAUUCAAAGCUUAAGAAAUAAAUGAGAAUAUAGCAUUUACUAUCAUUCCCUAGAUAUAUUUAAUAUUUAACACUAUAUUUAAAAUGAUGUUACUUAAAUUUUCUUCAUUGCCUAAGCCAUUACACCGAAGUUAUGCGACCAAAGGAAAUCAGGUUAAAGAUGUUAAUUAUCAAUAUUUACAAAGAAGCAAAGUGCCAACUAUGCAUUUUCAAAAGUCAUUGCCACGUCUGCCAAUACCAGAUUUAAGCAAAAGCCGCGAUCGUUACCUUAACGCUAUCCGGCCCUUACUUGCUAAAGACCAGUAUGAAACCGCUGUGAAAAGAACUGAUAAAUUUGUAAAUAAUGAGGGUAAAGAAUUACAAUCCAAAUUAGUUAAUAAGGACAAAAUGAACAAGCAAACCAGCUACAUAUCAGAUUAUUGGUUUGAUCUUUAUUUAAGAGAUAGAUCAGCUCUACCCAUUAACUAUAAUCCAUUGAUUGUGUUUCAAAAUGAUUUAAGACCGGAUUAUAAUGACCAGUUAGUAAGAACCUCAAAUUUAUUAGUGAGUGCAGUCAGAUUCAUGAUGGCCCUAAGGGAACAAAUUCUGGAACCUGAAGUGUAUCACUUGCAACCAAAAAAAAGCAACACUCCUUUAUUCAGGACCGUUACUGGUUUGCUUCCAGAAAGCCUAUCUUGGUAUGGAGCCUAUUUAUUCAAAGCAUUCCCCUUAGAUAUGAGCCAAUUUGUUGGUCUGUUUAAUGCAACCAGAAUACCUCUAGUUGGUAAAGAUAAAAUCUUCAGGGAUACAAGUUGUAAUCAUGUUGUGGUACAGAGAAAUGGACAUUUCUACAUCUUUGAUGUUGUGGAUUCCGAUGGUAACAUACUGUCACCAACAGAAAUCUUAGGAAAUAUGUCUCAAAUAAUGGAAGACAAAACACCAAAGGCUGAAUAUCCUGUAGGAAUAUUAACAACCCAAAAUAGAGACGUGUGGGCUAAGCAAAGAAUAUAUUUAGAAGAAAAUGGUAAUCAAGAAACACUUAAAAAAAUUGAUUCAGCCAUAUUCAAUAUUGUGUUAGACGAUGAAACUAUUGAUGACAAUAAACACAAAAUUUUAACAAAUUAUUUACAUGGGGAUGGAUUGAAUAGAUGGUUUGAUAAAUCAUUUAGUCUUAUCACAACAAAGGAUGGUGUUUCUGGUAUAAACUUUGAACAUUCUUGGGGAGAUGGCGUUGCUGUGCUCAGAUUCUUUGAGGAUAUUUAUAAAGAAACUACAACAAAGCCAUUCAUAACUCCAGACAGUAGACCCUCUAAGAACAAUAUAACUGUCAAAAAAAUUGAGUUUAAUUUAGAUGAUAAAUCGAAAAACUUUAUUGUUAAUGCUAAAACUGAAUACAGUGAUUGGUGUAACUCAUUAAGUAUUGAUUAUAUUUUGUACGAACAACUAACUAAAGAGGCUUGCAAGAAGUUGAAAGUCAGUCCGGACUGCAUAAUGCAGCUGGGUUUUCAGGCUGCUUAUCAUUUGCUGCAUGGAAAAUAUGUGGGUACUUAUGAAUCUUGCAGUACAUCGGCAUUUAAACACGGAAGGACAGAGACUAUGAGACCUUGCACAGAUAAAACGAAGGCGUUCUGCGACCUACUUCAUUCUAAGAAGGCAUCCGACCAAGAGCUGAGGUCAUUGAUGCAGGAGUGUUCCUUAUAUCAUUCCAACUUAACGAAAGAAGCAGCUAUGGGACAGGGUUUUGACCGACACAUGUUUGCACUGAUGAAGAUAGCCGAAGAGAACCAUAUGCCAAGACCGGAAAUAUUUGAUUCCUAUGAAUACAAGUACUUGAAUAAGUCAAUACUGAGUACCAGCACAUUGUCCUCUCCAAGUGUACUGGCUGGUGGUUUUGGUCCUGUUGUCAAAGAGGGUUUUGGUAUUGGGUAUUCAGCGUUCGCAGAUAAACUAGGUGCAGCUGUAGCAAGUUACAAACAACACAAUAAUAGUAGUGAAUUUGUACAGGCUCUACAAAAAUCAUUUGAGGAUAUAAGAAAAAUUUUGUCCUAUUGAUUGUCUGUUUACAACAAUACAAUCUAUUUAUGAUCAUUUUCUCUAUACAAAUAUAUAUAUGACAGCCAAUUGUGCCUUAUAAAAAUAUUUUUCAUAUUCUUUACUAUGUAUGAUAGUUUCAUAUGUAGUCAAUUUACAAAAUGAAAAUCUAUAAUUUAUUUAUAUAGAUUAAAUAAGAUACAAAGCAUAAUUUUUAUAAAUCUUAUUCUUAAUCACAUAUUUUUUAUACAUAUUUGUGUGACUUAAUUUUUCUACUAAUAUAGGGAAAUUACAUUUAAAAACUGUUGCAUUAAUCAAAUUAUAUAUUAAAAAUGAAGCUUUUAUAUUUUUAUUGUUAUACUUUGUAGGUAGUAUAUUUUUAAUAAAUAAAAUGCAAAUUU
Molecule: messenger RNA, 2537 nt
Organism: Danaus plexippus (monarch butterfly)
Lineage: Eukaryota; Metazoa; Arthropoda; Insecta; Lepidoptera; Nymphalidae
Gene: CPT2
Product: carnitine O-palmitoyltransferase 2, mitochondrial
Exons: 8
Coding region: 211-2157 (648 amino acids)
Biological process (GO): fatty acid beta-oxidation
Cellular component (GO): mitochondrion
Molecular function (GO): carnitine O-palmitoyltransferase activity
Source: RefSeq, a predicted model, not a curated record